This is a messenger RNA of Cyphellophora europaea CBS 101466, 1650 nucleotides long. RefSeq lists its product as uncharacterized. NCBI's taxonomy places the organism in Eukaryota, Fungi, Ascomycota, Eurotiomycetes, Chaetothyriales, Cyphellophoraceae. The transcript has 2 exons. The record is from RefSeq and is a predicted model, not a curated record. The coding region runs from base 1 to 1650 and encodes 549 amino acids.
AUGUUUGACCUUCGCGAAACCCUCCUGUCCAGAAAGCGGCGACGCGACUCAUCCGCUUCACUGCUUGAAGAACCGUCUGAAGGCUCAUUUUCCGUCAAGAGACAGAAACGCACCCAAGAAGCAGGAUCACGUCGCCGCCACCGAUCACCAGGGUUCUGGGACCGCCUCUCCAAGGUUCCGCUCUGUCGAGGAUCUCUGAGGGAGUUCGAUCGCAGAAUUUCGGCUUCUGGACAACAGCCCUUAACGUCCACCGCCCUCGUACCCAGUGCACGCGGGCCUCGAUCCCAGCAUUUGAAGCGAUUCGCACGCCACGGCGGACCCGAUUUGACCUACCUUCGAGGGUUCGCGAGUUCCACCGAACAGGACGGUAUCAUGAGCCAGUCGAGUUCCAGUCGCAAGCGGUCGUCGGCGUCUAGCCGCAGCGCUACGUCGAGUCUAGGGCGAUCUUCCCACGAUCCGGCCUUCGAGCAGAAUAUGAUUGAUAGAGGGAUAUAUCCACAUAAUCGAGGUUCCAAGCCCGAAAACCUGGAGAGUACAAGAGACUAUCUAGCCAGAAGUCGGGCGUCCUUGUCCCCUUCAAAGUUCCGUGAUGAAGAUUUCGAAGAGUUCACCGAGCUUUGUGAAAGAGCAAGCGGUGAGACGAGCGCACGGGCCGAUGUCAUCGCGAUCAUUGAAGGCAAUGGACGAAAAAAGUACAGGCACGGUGCCGACCAUGUUUUCAACAACUUGGAUCCGCUGGAUGACCCGCUGGACUCUAAGCUCCCUAAACCCAAACCCGACCACUACGAUGGCGCUCUCCCCCAAGACAUCGAUCACCGUGUCCGCCGCGACCUCACAAAGCACAUCGUUCCCUGCAACAACACCGCGUGGCCCGCGGCGCCCAACUUUUUCUUGGAGGCAAAGGGCGACAGCGGCCGUGCCGACGUCCUGAAGCGGCAGGCCUGUCACGACGGAGCGGUCGGCGCGCGGGCGAUCCACAGUCUGGAGAAUUACAGGGCACCCGAACCGCAGUAUGACGGCCACGCCAAGAGCUUCUCGAGCACCUACCAUCACGGCACAAGCACCUUAACGCUGUACGGCCAUCACACGACGCAGCCCAAGGUUCCGGGGGGGCGACCUGAAUAUCAUAUGACGCAGGUGGGUGGCUAUUUCAUGACCCAUGACAGGGAGGCUUUCCAGAAAGCCGCUGGUGCUUUCCGCAACCUGCGUGACUUGAGCAGAACCCACCGGGACAGUGCCAUCGAGCAUGCAAAUCAAGUCGCUCGUCACGCACCUGCCGACAGCCCAUCGACAGUGUUGACUGACAGCCGCACAUCACUGUCAGCGCUCCAGGAAGACCCAUCUGACACGUCGACCGACGAGCUCACCGCGGAGCACACUAGUGCCAAGCGUUCGAGACACGAUCCGCAAGCACUUCCGAAGCCUCCCCGUGUCGCCACUACGCCCACGCCGCUAACCAGCUCGCGCUCCCGGCACGAUGCCAACGUCUCGGUGCCAUCCCAGCAAGUAGGGACAAGAAGGCACCAGGUCCCCUCGAACUCGGGCUCACGACGCUCGCUCGACGACAGCACAUCCGAGUGGCGGUCUAAGCCUGCAGAAGGGUGGGGGAAAAGACACGCUGAAAGCCAUAGGCAUGCUAAGCCGGGAUAG